Messenger RNA from Nelumbo nucifera (sacred lotus), 1590 nucleotides. It is a transcript of the gene AGAL2, whose product is annotated as alpha-galactosidase 2. NCBI's taxonomy places the organism in Eukaryota, Viridiplantae, Streptophyta, Magnoliopsida, Proteales, Nelumbonaceae. Gene Ontology annotation, cellular component: plant-type cell wall. The record is from RefSeq and is a predicted model, not a curated record. Gene Ontology annotation, molecular function: hydrolase activity, hydrolyzing O-glycosyl compounds. Gene Ontology annotation, biological process: carbohydrate metabolic process.
AUGGCUCCAUCAGUCUUCGCUUUCCCUAGGCUGGUCUGCAUUUUCCUCUUCUUCAUAGCCAUUGUCACUGCUGGAGCAGCUCCUGUAAGUAACCUUGGACAAAGAGAGGAGAUAAAAAGGAAGCUGAUGGAUAAUGGCAUUGGUCUCACACCUCAGAUGGGAUGGAACACCUGGAACCACUUCCAUUGUGAUGUUGAUGAGAAAUUGAUUAGAGAAACAGCGGAUGCCAUGGUCUCAACUGGGCUUUCAAAAGUGGGAUAUGAAUAUAUUAAUAUCGAUGAUUGCUGGGCUGAACUCAAUAGAGACUCUAUGGGGAAUCUGGUUCCUAAAGCUUCAACAUUUCCCUCAGGCAUAAGGGCUUUAGCAGAUUACGUCCAUAAAAAAGGGCUAAAGUUUGGACUUUAUUCAAAUGCUGGGACUACUACUUGCAGUCAGUCAAUGCCUGGAUCACUGGGAUAUGAAGAACAAGAUGCAAAAACAUUUGCAUUAUGGGGAGUUGACUAUUUGAAAUAUGAUAACUGUGAUAACAGUGGUACAAGCCCAAGGGAGAGGUUCCCUAAGAUGAGUAAAGCAUUACUGGAGACAGGAAGGCCUAUAUUUUUCUCGCUGUGUGAAUGGGGAGAGGAAGACCCUGCAACAUGGGCACCUGGUCUAGGAAAUAGUUGGAGAACAACAGAUGAUAUUGUGGAUAGUUGGGGAAGUAUGGCAACUCGUGCAGAUCUAAAUGAUAAGUGGGCAUCUUAUGCUGGACCUGGUGGUUGGAAUGAUCCUGACAUGCUUGAAGUAGGAAAUGGUGGCAUGACCACAGAGGAAUACCGGUCACACUUCAGCAUAUGGGCACUAAUUAAGGCUCCAUUGUUGAUUGGAUGUGACAUCCGAUCCAUGGACAAUGCAACCUUUGAAAUUCUUAGCAACAAAGAAGUUAUUGAUGUAAAUCAAGAUAAACUUGGAGUUCAAGGGAAAAAGGUUAAGAAGGAUGGAGAGUUGGAGGUUUGGGCAGGUCCUCUUAGUGGUAACAGGGUGGCAGUGAUAUUAUGGAAUAGAGGGCCUAUAAAAGCAGAACUUACUGUAUUUUGGUCUGAUAUUGGCCUUAGUUCAUCAACUAUUGUAGAUGUUCGCAAUUUGUGGAAGCAUAAAACUGAGACUUCAGUUCAAGGGAAAAUUUCUGCAGAGGUUGAGUCUCAUGGCUGUGAAAUGUAUGUCCUAUCACCAAGUGGAGUGCGCCAUUAGGAAGAAAGAGUUCUACUCAUGCUUUGAGCACAUCUAUUGAUGCACAUUUGUCAAGGUGAUGGUUUAGCAAUCUGAUGCAAAGGUGGGCGCCUAAUAACAAAUUUUGGAUGUCUCUGACCUCCAAAAAAGGAAAAAUAAAUAAUAAAUAAAAUAAAAUAAAAGAGGGGAUAUGCAGCUUAUCUGAUCAUAUCACAUUUUUAUGGAAUAUAUAUAACAUAUCAAUUUCAUGAACUAUUUUUAGUGUUGCCCCAGAAUAGCAGCAAGAAUGCUGAAAAAAAAAAUCCUAUCCAGAGUGGUAAAAUAUUUCAUAGCAAAUAAAAUAAUGUAAAAUAAGAGAAACUGUGGGUUUUGUGUUAUUCA